AUGGAAAAAUUGUAUGAAGUAUUUCCUUGUUCUGAAACUCAGAAAGUCCUCCUAGCCACCUACACUUUGAAAGACGAAGCCCGCAGGGAUCAGAAGGUGUCCGAGUUUCAAGAACUCAAACAGGGAAGAAUGUCUGUGGCAGAAUACGAAGCUAAAUUCACCGAACUGGCACGGUUUGCUCCACAUAUAGUGGAUACUGAUUACAAGAAAGCACGAAAGUUUGAAGGUGGAUUGGAUUUAGAGGUAUUUGAUCGAGUAGGCGUACAGAAAUUGCCUACUUAUGUGGAAGUGUUAGACAGAUCCUUAAUGGCAGAGGCCACUCUAGCCGCCAUGAAACAAGGUAAAGCCCCAGCAACUACAACAACUGAGUGGAGAGGAAAAAGAUCCGGGUUUGGUUUUAAAAAAGGCCGGUCCUUUGUUAGUAAGAAGCAAAACACAAGGACUUCGAACAGCUCGAGUCAGAGUAGUGGGUCUAUUCCGGUCUGUUCUGAUUGUGGUAAGAGGCACAGAGGUGUGUGCUACCGGGUGUCCGGUGCUUGUUUCCGGUGUGGCCAGCCAGGUCAUGUAGUGAAAGAUUGCCCGCCCAG
Messenger RNA from Camellia sinensis, 587 nucleotides. Lineage: Eukaryota; Viridiplantae; Streptophyta; Magnoliopsida; Ericales; Theaceae. The record is from RefSeq and is a predicted model, not a curated record.